CUUGUCAUCGUGGGGGGUCGGUCACAGGACGCUCUCCAUCGCGUAGUGGGUACACCUCGAAAUCACCUUUUGUCCAAAGGUUAUACCAUAGAGCUGGACACUAUCAGUUCAACUGAAACGGAGAACACCUAGAAGUGGCAAAAGUCUGGAAAAAGGAAGUCCAAUCUCAACGGGAUCUUGAUGAUGACUGAUUUCAUCGACGGCUAUCCAUCCAGUUACAAUUGUGAUGCAAAUGUUACGUACGAUACGUAUGCACCGAUCCCACGAGUUCCUGCCAUAGUGAAUUCCCUCACGGUCGAGUACGACUACGAAAUCCUUGUGGACAACUCCACUUACCAGUCUACGCAAGGAUUUUUGGAACAAGACUUGCCCGGAUUGGAAUGGGGCCUACUGUGGACCGUUUCGUAUGGGAUGGGACUGGUGGAUUGCCAGUUGGAACGCCUCGACCCAUCCACCUACCGACAGGACGGUCGUGGACUCCAGACUGUUCGAGGGACUUUCGUCAUAGGAGCCAGCAGCUUACCGAAAGAUAGUGUAGAUAGCAGUGUUGCUUCCUGCGAACACCUCGUGACGGAAUCCGGGUCUCGGUGCUUGCCCAUGUUGGGGGAGAUGGAAGUCUUCUAUGUUGGCGAUGAUCGCAAGGCUGUCGAGAACUACGUAGCCAGCAAAAUCGAGAACGACCUAAAUGAUCAACGGAGUCUCGUGACUCCAGUGCAAAAAACGCUCUACUUGGGCGACCGCAAUAAUUUUGUUGAGCCUCGUGCCACAAGCACAAGCGCAGUCAAUGACUCUUCUGGUCCUAGUACAGGUGCUGUUGCCGCGUCGAUUACCUCAGCCGCUGCUUUGCUAGUUGUACUCGCGAUACUGUUGGUGCGCUGUCGCAGGUCUCACGAGGCUUCUGCGACCAACCGCGACGAUACAGCUAAGAACUCGACAAGAAAGGAAGCUACCAAAAGAGGAGAUUUUCCCUCGCUGGCCGAGGCUUUGACGGCCAAGUCGGAAGAUGAAAUCCUUUUGGAAUCAAGCUUCGAUUCCGUUCGGCCAGAUGAGAGCGAAGUCGCUUCCGAACAACCGCAAAAUAUACUCAAGACCGCAAGCCCCAAAUCAGUCCCCUAUGGUUCUGCGGACCAGGAAGUGGCGAGUACUCCCGAAGCUAAAGCAACCGAAGACCACCAUGUUCAAAAUGAUGAUUCUGAUCUUGAGUCCGAGCAGGAAACGUCGUCCACGUUACCUCCAAUGCCACCAAACGCAGAAAAGACAUCCCUGGAACAAGACAAGGUACAAGUUAUUGGAGAACUGGAGAAUGUUGUAGACUUCUUGCCGCCUCUACCACCAGGCGCAUGCAAGGGUCAAGCUCCACAAGCCACAAAGAACCGAAGACGCAUGAAAAAGAAGAAAAAAGGUACAUUCGUACGGACCAACAGCCGCGAAUCGGUAAAUGAAAUGAUCGUAAUUCCGGAAGGAAACAAGGAUUCCGAUGACGAGUCCGAGUACUCUUGGACGUCCGAUGAGAACAGUUCCGGAAAGCAAUCACGCGAUCCUUCACCCACAAGAUCUCAAGCUUCCGCCGACUCCGAAGACAAUGGACCUUCGGAGUUCUAAGCCAGGAAUCAAAGGUUGCUUCCAU
Messenger RNA from Phaeodactylum tricornutum CCAP 1055/1, 1627 nucleotides. RefSeq lists its product with no specific name. The record is from RefSeq and is a predicted model, not a curated record. Lineage: Eukaryota; Bacillariophyta; Bacillariophyceae; Surirellales; Neidiaceae. The transcript has 2 exons. Bases 181 to 1602 code for a protein of 473 amino acids.